AUGGCCACAGCCCCAGGCCCUGCUGGCAUUGCCAUGGGCAGCGUGGGCAGCCUGUUGGAACGGCAGGACUUCUCCCCUGAAGAGCUACGGGCAGCACUCGCAGGGUCCCGGGGUACCCGCCAGCCCGAUGGGCUCCUCCGGAAGGGCUUGGGCCAGCGUGAGUUCCUCAGCUACCUGCACCUCCCCAAGAAGGACAGCAAGACAGCCAAGCGGGCUGCUAGGAAUGAGCCCGCCGACUACACCACCCUCUACUACCAUGAGAAUCCCUGGGCUGGGGACUUCAGCAAGACCUCACUGCCCGAGCGGGGCCGCUUCGACAAGUGCCGCAUUCGCCCAUCUGUGUUCAAGCCCGCAGCGGGCACCGGGAAAGGCUUCCUAUCCAUGCAGAGCCUAGCCGCCCACAAGGGCCAGAAGCUGUGGCGCAGCAAUGGUAGCCUGCACACGCUGGCCUGCCACCCUCCCCUGAGCCCAGGGCCCCGGGCCAGCCAGGCACAGGCCCGGGCCCAGCUGCUGCAUGCCCUCAGCCUGGACGAGGGUGGCCCCGAGCCUGAGCCCAGCCUGUCAGACUCCUCCAGUGGUGGAAGCUUUGGCCGCAGUCCUGGCACUGGCCCCAGCCCCUUCAGCUCCUCCCUGGGCCAUAUCAACCACCUCGGGGGCUCCCUGGACCGGGCCUCGCGGGGCCCUAAGGAAGCAGGGCCGUUGUCUGUGCUGAGCUGUUUGCCCGAGCCACCACCCCCCUACGAAUUCUCCUGCCCCACUGCCGAGGAGGUGGUGGCCGCAGUGCUGCCUGAGACCUGUGAGGAGCUCAAGAGGGGCCUUGGGGAUGAGGACGGCUCCAACCCCUUCACACAGGUGCUGGAGGAGCGGCAGCGGCUAUGGCUGUCAGAGUUGAAGCGUCUGUACGUGGAACGGCUGCACGAGGUUGCCCAGAAGGCCGAGCGGAGCGAGCGCAACCUCCAGCUUCAGCUGUUCAUGGCCCAGCAGGAGCAGCGGCGCCUGCGCAAAGAGCUGCAGGCUCAGCAGGGCCUGGGCCCUGAGCCUCAGGCCCUGGGCACCCUCCCAGAUGGAGACCCCAGUGUCCGACCGGAGGAGGCCAGAUGGGAGGUGUGCCAGAAGACAGCGGAGAUCAGCCUCCUGAAGCAGCAGCUGCGGGAGGCCCAGGCGGAGCUGGCCCAGAAGCUAGCUGAGAUCUUCAGCCUAAAGACGCAGCUUCGGGGCAGCCGGGUGCAGGUGCAGGCACAGGAUGCGGAGCUGGCCCGGCUGCGUGAGGCCGUGCGGAGGCUGCAGGAGCAGGCCCCUCGGGAGGAAGCCCCAGGCAGCUGUGAGACUGAUGACUGCAAGAGCCGGGGGCUGCUGGGGGAGGCUGGAGGCAGCGAGGCUGGGGAUGGCGCCGAGAAGCUGCGGGCUGAGCUGCUGCAGGAGCGGCUGCGGGGCCAGGAGCAGGCGCUGCGCUUCGAGCAGGAGCGGCGGACAUGGCAGGAGGAGAAGGAGCGGGUCCUGCGCUACCAGCGGGAGAUCCAGGGGGGCUACAUGGACAUGUACCGCCGCAACCAGGUGCUGGAGCAGGAGCUGCGGGCACUGCGGGAGCCCCCCACACCCUGGAGCCCUCGGCUCGAGUCCUCCAAGAUCUGAGACCAGCAGAGUAAGCUGACAGAAGAACUGUCAGAAGAUGGCCUGGACAAGCCUGCCCCAAGGCGGAGGGCCUCUUCCCUUCCCUAGGUCUGGGGCAGUAUCUUCGAGGCUGGCCCAAGGGUGGGGAGGCCCACCUAGAGGAGGGAUCCAGUGGGGCUGUGGGCUACAUAGGUGGCAGGAGAAGGAGCACCGUUGGAGAGGAGCACCCAGGCAGGGCCCAGACCUGCUCCCUGGAGUGGGGUGGCGCAGGGAAAGAGA
Messenger RNA from Trichechus manatus latirostris (Florida manatee), 1890 nucleotides. RefSeq names its product NEDD4 binding protein 3 (gene N4BP3). The record is from RefSeq and is a predicted model, not a curated record. Bases 1 to 1632 code for a protein of 543 amino acids. The transcript is spliced from 4 exons. NCBI's taxonomy places the organism in Eukaryota, Metazoa, Chordata, Mammalia, Sirenia, Trichechidae. Gene Ontology annotation, cellular component: cytoplasmic vesicle.